CGCAUUUUUCAGUUAGUUUUUGAGCAAAUCUCGAAACCUUCUUGAUAGAAUUUUAUUUGUUUGUGUUUAAUUGUUUUGACAUCACACACGCGUAAUGCGCGCGCGCGUACAAGGGCGCACACAUACACACGCACAAAAGAAAUAGUGUUUCUCAACAUUUGUUUCUUAUCACAUCGGAAACAGGUCAAAGGGCAGAUUGUUUUUCCACGUAUAACUAGCAGUAAGAAGAUAUAAAGCUGACUAAGUGCUAAUGAAAAAUAAAAUGAAUUUAUUAAAUAAAGUUCGUGUAAUUUUUAAUAAAUUAAGUAGUCGUUGUUAUAGUAGAAAAAUUGGUAUAAUCGGAGUGCCAUUUGACAAAGGACAAAAAAAAGAAGGAGUAGCCCGUGGACCCGAAGUGAUAAGAGCAGCGAAGUUGAUACAGGAAUUAACAACAUUAGAUUUAGAUGUACGAGAUUACGGUGAUAUAUCUUACGAUGUAAAAAAUACAAAUGAUAUAAACAAUAUGUCAUACUUGGACCACGUGGCAAGUUGUACGAGUCGGUUGUCCGAACAAAUUCGACAAGUACUACAAGAUGGCAGGCAAGCGUUAACGAUUGGCGGUGAUCACAGCUUGAGUAUCGGUACUAUCGAUGGACACGUGAAGGCAAAACAAGAUGUGGCAGUAAUAUGGGUGGAUGCUCAUGCGGAUUUAAAUACCAACAAAACUAGUGAAAGCGGUAAUGUGCAUGGGAUGCCAGUGGCAUUGUUAACUUCAGAGCUAGCCGACUACUGGCCAUAUUUACCAGGCAUGGACUGGCAAAUGCCAAUGCUCUCUAUUAGAAAUAUAGCUUAUAUUGGUUUGAGAUCUGUGGAUUCCUAUGAAAGAUUAAUAAUUGAAAAAUUUGGCAUCACUGCUUUUGGCAUGGAGGAUAUAGAACGCUAUGGUAUUCACGACGUGAUGCACAUGGCACUCAAUAAAAUUGAUCCUCAUAGCUCGAAAUCUUUGCAUGUCAGUUUUGACAUAGAUGCAUUAGAUCCACUUGAGGCACCUAGCACUGGAACUCCAGUUCGCGGAGGAUUAUCUCUUAGAGAAGCGAUUCAUCUAAUGGAAGAAAUAUAUAGAACUCAUAGACUAAGCGCUAUCGAUCUGGUAGAAGUUAAUCCACAAAUUGGUAGCGAACAAAAUGUGAAAACUACUGUGGAAGCUGCUAUAUAUAUCAUUCAAGCUGCUUUUGGAUAUACAAGACGUGGCUUGAAAGUGCCAGUAGGUGUUACAGAUAUGCCUUUGCAAACAUUUCAUUGAUAUAUUCUUUUAAAUAAAUAAACAAUAUACCUCAUGUGUUCCAUAAUAUUGUGCGCACUGUCUUUUGUAAAAAUAUUUUCUAUUUUUCUGAAUUAUAUAUGUUAUUUAAAGCAAUGAUAUAUAGUCCUUGAUUUUAAAUACAAUUUUUA
Molecule: messenger RNA, 1431 nt
Organism: Pseudomyrmex gracilis
Lineage: Eukaryota; Metazoa; Arthropoda; Insecta; Hymenoptera; Formicidae
Gene: arg
Product: arginase-1
Exons: 7
Coding region: 251-1282 (343 amino acids)
Cellular component (GO): cytoplasm; nucleus; cytosol
Molecular function (GO): arginase activity; manganese ion binding
Source: RefSeq, a predicted model, not a curated record